GCAAGAAGAAGAGGCUGAGUCCACUCUAGGUGCUCAAAAGAAACCGAGGCAAGGCUGGGGCAGAGGGGAGGCGGUUUCGCUCCCUUAAGCCUAAAUCAUCUGGGUGGGCCCACCAAGCACCCACGGAGCCCACCUUGAGAGGAAAGGCUGAAGGCUCCAUCUUGCUUCCAAAGUCUCAGAUUAAAAUCCCUUGGAAGACACAGGGCUAAGAUAACCACGAAGCAGGAACACCAGCCCCUUGGAGGAAGAGCCGAAGUGCAAACAAAGGCUUAAUGCUUCAGCAUGCGACUCAGGGCAGAGGAAAGGAAGCAAGGGGGAACUCUGAUUUUUAUCGUAGAAAGCAACUCUUGCUGGUGGCUGGGCCAAGAAAUGGAAAACAUCCCUUGCUGAGCUUCAGCCAAGGUAUAAAUGCUAGGAACAGCACGAAGCCAAGAUUCUCCUCCCCUGCUGCCUCCUGGCCAAAGACCGCAGAGAAAGUCCAGGGGGAAGCAGCCCGCUCUCCCCCCCCCCAUCUGAAAAGCAGGGGGCAAGCCUGGACUUGCCUUUUUCCCCAUUUUGGCCAGACCAGGAAACAGAGGAUCCACCACACCUUGGUGGAUAGCAACCAAUGGGAGGGAGGGGGGAGAUCAGCUGUUGCUGUCUUGGAGAUGAGGGAUCAGCUGUCCUGCUCUCCUGGCAGCCCAGAAAAACAAGAGUGAAGCACAGCUAGCAAGACCGGCCAUCCCACCGGCUGAGCCCAGAGAAGCAGAAACCCCAGAGGGGCUUCCAAUGGGCAGAGGGGAGCUCCAGAGUCUUCUGGGGUAGGAAAAGGGCCGCUUCUGACUGACACCUGGGCGAUGGCUUCUGGAGAGACGCAAGGCCAGAGUCUCAGCUCAGACACCUACCUGCCUAAACUCCUAGAGGGGCUCCAGAACCUGCGUUCCCAGAAUGCCCUGUGCGACGUGGUGCUGGAGGCCGAGGGGGCCUCGUUCCCCGCCCACAGAGCCCUCCUUGCCGUGGGCAGCAGCUAUUGCAGGAUGUGCUUUGUUAGGGAGCCGGCCGGCCAGGCAAGCUCGCUCAAACUGGCCCCGCCAGUGACCGCCCGGGGCCUGCAGGGUGUCUUGUCUUUCCUUUACUCCAACCGGCUGGAGCUGACUCUGCAGACGGUCGAGGAGGUCUUCCGGGCGGCAGAGGCCUUGCUGGUGCGCGAGGUGAUGCGCCUGGCCUUCUGCUUCCUGGAAGGAGCCCUGGACCGGCACUCCUGCCUGCCCAUCCUCCGCCUCGCUCGACGGCUUGGCCCAGAAGAACUGAGGCUGAAGGUGCAACGCUGGGUGAGCAAGCACUGCGGACACAUCCUGCGGGACCCUGCGCAGCUGAAGGAGCUGGACAGGGCGACCCUGUGCGACAUCCUGGACGGAGGGGACACCCAGGGGCUGACCGAACUGGAGCUCUUUCGGGCAGCCAUUUGCUGGCUGGACCACCACGGCACCCAGCCGGGAGAGGCAGCCGAGCUGCUGGGCCACAUCCGCUUUCCCUUUAUACCGCUCCCAGAUCUGCAGCGCUUCGUCCAGGAAGUAGCUGUCAUGAAAACCGAGCCUGCUUGCCGCCGAUACCUCCGGGAAGGGCUGGACUACCACGGCCAGCCGUACCUGCAGCCGCUUCUGCAGAGCGAGCGCACUCAGGUGCGCCACAGGAACGAGGUGCUGAUGGUGCUGGGGGGCAGAUCGGCAGACAAUGCCAUCUGCGGGGACAUCUGGGCUGCUGACCAGCAUGGCCAUUCCUGGACAGCCCUCGGGAAGCUGCAUGGGCCUGUGUACAAUCACUGCGUGGCCGUCCUCCAUGACUUUGUCUUCGUGAUGGGCGGGCAGGAGAGCUUUGAUCCGACAGGCCAGGAGCCUUCCAAGAAGGUGUUCAGGUUUGACCCUUGCCGCAACACCUGGCUGCAGCUGGCGAGCAUGCUGGUGCCCAGGACCCGCUUCUAUGCCGGGGUGCUGAAUGAGCAACUGGUGGCUGUGGGGGGUGGAGCGCUGCUGGGGAUGCUGACCGACACGGCCGAAGAGUACCGCCUGUCCAAGAACGCGUGGCGGCCCCUCACGCCCUUUCCAGUGCCGGUGGCCGACCACGCGGGGGCGACUCACGGAGGCAUCUUGUACAUCUCAGGGGGAUUCGCGCAGGGCCAGACCCUGAGCGUCAUGCAGAGCUACCUCCCCCGCCUACGCUGCUGGGUCAGGAACCGGCCGAUGGCCUUUGCCCGCUGCGAUCACGGGAUGGCAACAGUGGGAGACCGCAUCUUCUGCCUGGGAGGAAGGGCUCUGGCCAACGGCCAGCAGUGGGUCCCUGUGAGCGAGGCGGAGUACUAUUGCCCCGUCACUGAUCGGUGGGCCCGGCUCCGUCUGUCGGCCGUCGACCUCUGCCACUUCAGCCUCACCACCAGCCAGCUUCAUCUCUACAUCACAGGCGGGGGGUCUCUGCGGCGGAGGAGCAAAGAGGAUGGUGUCUGGGCCUGCCAUCCUAGCAGGGGAACCUGGGUAAAGUUGGGCUGUCUACCCCAGGCUCUGGCGGAUCACGCCUGCUGCUUCGUUCACCUGCCGCCCUGGAUGGCAGGCCCAGGAGGAGCCAAGAGAGAGGAGCCUUCGGACGGUGGGGGGAAAUAGCUGGAUCAAAGCAGUUUGGGCUUUCCUGGGGUGAUCCUCAGGGACAUGAACGGGCAGUCCGAGGCCCCACCCUGGAGAAAGGCAGCAUUUGCGGAAUGAAACAGAGCAUGG
This is a messenger RNA of Crotalus tigris (Tiger rattlesnake), 2744 nucleotides long. RefSeq names its product kelch-like protein 9. Gene Ontology annotation, molecular function: protein binding. Lineage: Eukaryota; Metazoa; Chordata; Lepidosauria; Squamata; Viperidae. The record is from RefSeq and is a predicted model, not a curated record. The coding region runs from base 837 to 2633 and encodes 598 amino acids. The transcript is spliced from 4 exons.